Molecule: messenger RNA, 1713 nt
Organism: Cannabis sativa
Lineage: Eukaryota; Viridiplantae; Streptophyta; Magnoliopsida; Rosales; Cannabaceae
Product: probable 2-carboxy-D-arabinitol-1-phosphatase
Exons: 9
Coding region: 71-1594 (507 amino acids)
Molecular function (GO): phosphatase activity
Source: RefSeq, a predicted model, not a curated record
ACGGUAACCAUAGAAAAUAACUGAAAUAACUGUUUUCAACCAAACUGAACUGAGAGCGCAAAAAAAAAAAAUGAUAUCUCUGACUCCUUCUAUCGUCUUCUUCACCAAUCCCCUUCUUCAAAACCCUAACCCUAGUUCUCGUUUCACUCCUUCCUCUUCAACCCCCCAACACCACCAACAUUCCUCUUCCGAAGAAGAAGAGACCCCACUUCACCUCCACUCGCAGUUGCCGUUGCCGCCGAUCAAGGCCGCGAAGCGAGUCGUUCUGGUGAGGCACGGACAGAGCACGUGGAAUGAAGAGGGUCGGAUUCAAGGGAGCUCCAAUUACUCUGUUCUCACCAAGAAAGGAGAGGGUCAAGCUGAGAUCUCAAGACAAAUGCUCAUUGAUGAUUCCUUCGAUGUUUGCUUCGCAAGUCCUCUUGAACGGUCGAAGAGAACUGCUGAGAUUAUUUGGGAUAAUCGAGAAGAGGAAGUGAUUACUGAUAUGGACUUGAGAGAAAUCGACUUGUAUUCUUUUCAAGGGCUUUUAAAGCAUGAAGGGAAAGCGAAAUUCGGGGAAACUUUUCGACAAUGGCAGGUGGAUCCUGCAAAUUUCAACAUUGAUGGGCAUUAUCCGGUGAGAGAGUUAUGGGAUCGAGCUCGGAAUUGUUGGGACAAGAUACUUGAACAUGAAGGGAGGUCUGUUCUUGUGGUUGCUCAUAAUGCUGUCAAUCAAGCUCUUGUUUCAACUGCAAUUGGGUUGGGAACUGAGUAUUUCAGGGUAUUGCUCCAGAGCAAUUGUGGAGUGAGUGUUUUGGAUUUCACUCCACGAAUUGAGGGUGGGUCGCCGUUUGUUUGUCUUGAUCGUUUAAAUCAGACACCAAAUUCACCUGUCGGUGGAAGUUCUGGAGGAAGGAAAACAAGCAAGAGGAUCAUACUUGUGUGUCAUGGAUUCACACAAAACAAUGCAGAGGCUAGCAAUUCUUUAUCUGGGGAUAAAUCAAUGAACAUGCUUGGUGUUAUACAGUCUCAGAAAAUCGCUGAGCUGCUUCUUGAUACGAAAGUUAGUUCUAUUAUUAGCAGUCCAAAGAAAGCCUGUGUAGAAACAGCCAAUGCCAUCUCCAGAGUACAAGAAGCUGCAGAUUCCUUGGGAGCUGACUCUGCGCCUCGGUAUGUGGAAAUGAAGCAAACAGAGAACCUGGAUGUUGAAAACAUCCUUCAGAAAUCAAAUAAGGACACCAGUGUGAUUCCGCCUUUUCAGCUCGGUUGGUUAAGUGGUUUCGAGGACACGGUUCUUUCAGAAGUAUGGGAACAAUCAGAGGAAGCAUGGCGAUAUCUGCUGAAGGAAUUAUCUAGUGACAAUGAAGCGGAUAGAGUUGUUGUUGUGGUUGGUGAUCCUUCAAUUAACAUAGCACUAAUGGUGCACUGUUUGAAUCUGUCAAAGGAAUGGAUGGGAUCAUUUCAUCUCGACUCAGGAAGCAUCAGCAUCGUUGAUUUCCCCGACGGCCCUGCUGGAAAAGGGGUUAUCAGAUGCAUAAAUUAUACAGCUCAUUUAGGAAGAUGGUCAAUUCCAAUCACAAGAACGAUAGAGAAUGAUGAAGCAUUAAAGAUGUAACUUUAAAUAUCUUUAAAACUUAAGGAUGAAAUAACAAAAUAUGUGUAGUAUGAAACCAAUUAAUGGGACAAUAUAUUUACAAAAAUUAUUAAACUACAAACUUUAUUGAAGCUAAAAAA